AUGAGCCGAAACCCGUCGUACGGACGCCGGCGCCCUAGCUCCGAGUCGCGGAGCACGCCGGACCGGUUUGCUUACUCGCCGUCGCCGAGCUCGUCCUACUCCGUCGCCUCAACCGAAAGGAAGUCAGGCUCCGGCCGGGGCGUGGUCGCAGUCGCCGCCCGCUCCUUCGCUGGAGUCUUCGUCUCAUGCUUCACUCCACCGGAGACCAAGAGUUCCGUGAGCUUCGCUGAUUCUGCAGAGUUCAGAGCUCCAUCUGUAUUUUCGGAUGCUUCGGGAGCUGGGAGUGAGAGAAGACGUAGUUCAAGUCGUGGCGUCUAUGCCAAUUCAAACAACUCAAAGCAUGAGAGAGAGCCUGGGAAUGUAAAGUUCACCAUGGAAGAAAUAAACAAGGCCACAAAGAACUUCUCUCCCUCUUUCAAGAUUGGACAAGGUGGUUUUGGGACAGUUUAUAAGGGGAGACUGGAAGAUGGGACCUUUGUUGCAAUCAAACGUGCUAAAAAGAGUGUAUAUGACAAGCAUUUGGGUGUGGAAUUCCAAAGUGAGAUUAGAAUGCUGGCACAGGUGGAACAUUUGAAUUUGGUCAAGUUCUAUGGGUAUGUGGAGUAUGAAGAUGAAAAAGUUGUUGUUGUUGAGUAUGUUCCUAAUGGAACCCUCAGAGAACAUUUGGAUUGUAUGCGUGGUGACAUUCUUGACCUCGCAGCACGGCUUGACAUUGCAAUUGAUGUGGCCCAUGCCGUCACCUAUCUUCAUAUGUACACAGAUCAUCCUAUCAUUCAUAGAGACAUAAAGUCUUCCAACAUUCUCCUAACAGAAAACUUCAGGGCCAAGGUAGCUGACUUUGGUUUUGCUAGGCUUGCUGCUGAUAGCGAUUCAGGUGCUACCCAUGUUUCUACUCAAGUUAAAGGAACCGCUGGCUACUUGGAUCCAGAGUACCUGAGAACCUAUCAACUUACAGAUAAGAGUGAUGUUUACUCAUUUGGUGUACUAAUGGUUGAACUAGUUACAGGCAGGCGUCCCAUCGAAUCAAAACGGGAAAUCAAGGAACGGAUAACUGCAAAAUGGAUCCCUUCCACAUAUCAACCUACACGAGAAUGUAAAGCGCGACUCGGGUUGGUUUUGCAGGCUAUGAAGAAGUUUACUGACGGAGAUGCUCUUUCAAUUUUGGAUCCUAGGCUUGAACAGACUGCGGAAAAUAAUUUAGCCAUUGAAAAGAUUCUUGAACUGGCCUUACAAUGCUUGGCUCCACGCCGACAGAGUCGGCCUAGCAUGAGGAGAUGCGCAGAGAUCCUCUGGAACAUCCGUAAGGAUUACAGAGAGGUGGCACCUCCAAUCUUCCGUUCGUUUUCCUCUCGUUCACAAAUGAGCACUUAA
Messenger RNA from Prunus armeniaca (apricot), 1371 nucleotides. The record is from the annotation of a GenBank genome assembly. Lineage: Eukaryota; Viridiplantae; Streptophyta; Magnoliopsida; Rosales; Rosaceae.